AUGGCAGACACUUUGGAUAAGUACUCAUUUAGUUGUUCUGUGUGUCUGGAGCUUUUCACUGACCCGGUCUCUACUCCAUGUGGACACAACUUCUGCAAACUCUGCAUUGAGAAGUACUGGGACAGCACAGAGCUGUGUCGCUGUCCCCUGUGCAAGGAGAUAUUUUACAAAAGACCCGAGCUUCGGAUCAACAUCUCUUUCCGAGAGGUGGUCGAUCACUUUAAAAACACGAAUGCAGUCACAGUGACGAGCGAUGAAGCCCGUGAGGCCAAACCUGGUGAAGUGGCUUGCGAUGUCUGUGCAGGUGUGAAGCUGAAGGCCAUGAAGUCCUGCCUGGUUUGUAUGGCAUCUUAUUGUGAGACCCACCUGGAGCCUCACAAGACAGCAGCAGCUCUGGGUAGACAUAAGCUGAUUGAGCCAAUCAGAAACCUGGAGGAGAGAAUAUGUAAAAAGCAUGAGAAGAUCCUCGAGCAGUUCUGUAGGAAGGAGGAACAGUUCAUAUGUCAGAUCUGUGCUGAGACCGACCACAGCCAACACAAAGUUGUAACAGCAGAGUCCGUGUUACAGCAAAAAAUGAUUCAGGUCAAGAGGAGAGGGAGAGAGGUGGAGCUGAUGAUACAGGAUCGGCAAAAGAGGAUUGAGGAAAUCAAUCACUCAAAGAAACAAACCAAGGAGAAUGCAAAGAAAGAAAUGGAAGCAAGUGAUCAGGUCUUCACGUCUGUGAUAGAGUCCAUUCAGAAGACCCACAAAGAGCUUUUGGAAGAGAUUGAGGCCAGACAUGAUGCUGAACAGAUGAGAUUUGAAAAGCUCAUCAAAGAACUGAGGCAGGAGAUUUCUGAGCUGGAGAAGAAAAAUGUUGAACUGCAGCAGCUCUUGCACAUUGAAGACCAUAUCACCCUCACGCAGGCAUUCAGUGAAGCCUACACGCUACCAUCAACUCAGAACUGGCUCAGCAUCCCUGUUAAUGAAGUGGACUUUUUGGGUUAUAUACGCACAUCUUUGAUUAAUGCACGAGAGUUCAUCAACCUGGAAAUAAGAAAGCAGUCAGCCACUGAGCUCAAGAAAGUUCGGCGAUAUGCAGAGGACAUCACCAUUGACCCCGACACUGCGGGGCCCUGGCUCAUCGUCUCUGAAGACGGGAAAGAAGUCAAGCAGUCUCCAAAGAAGCAGAAAGUUCAGAGCAGCCCAGCGAGGUUCACAGAAAACCCUUUUGCUCUUGCGAUGAAGGGUCUAACCACAGGCAGGCACUACUGGGAGGUUGGGGUGAAGGAGAAAUCCAACUGGGUGCUGGGAGUCGCCUCUGGCGCUGUAAAGAGAGGAGAGCAGAUCACUCCGUCCCCUGAGAGUGGAAUGUGGACUGUUAGUCACGUGGACGGAGGGCAGUAUUUUGUGCUCACGCAAAAUCCUUUUCCUUUGACGUUGUCUCCUCGUCCUCAGAGGGUGGGGGUGUUUGUGGAUUACGAAGAGAGAGAGGUGUCGUUCUUCCAUGUAGAGGCCAAGACUUACAUCUUCACCUACACAAAGUGUACCUUUACAGACAGGGUUUACCCCGUAUUUAAUCCAUGUUUGACGACAGAAAAGAAGGAGGUGGCUCCUCUGAAAAUUAUGACAGUAGAGAUUACAAAAUGAAAACACUCACCAAAUGUCAUCAUCCAAAGCAAAACAGACCUACUUUUCUUACUGUUACAUAUAUAGCCUAGAUAAUGAUUGUAUAGGUCCAGACACAAACACUGAUCUAAUGUAAUAGUUAUGAUUUACCCUGAAGCCUAAAAGGAAUAUUACACCUUAUAAUUACUGCAUCACAUUACCAUCAGUGCUUCUUGUAUAUUUCUAGGGUCAGUGUGUUGUUUGCUGCCGUUUUGCUUACAUAUUAAUUUUUUUCACAUUGAGAUAUUUCCAGUGUACUAAAGCUAUAAUAAGGUAGCACAGCAUUUACAACUUUAAAAUUCAUUACUAUUAAAAAAAAUCACAGCUUUACUUGUGUGAUGGAUUGUGCAACAAGUUAACAGGAUUUAUCUGGGUGUUUUCUGAUCUAUUGUUUUUAUAUUUGUUCGUUUGAUUUUAUCUUACAUUUUAUUUACUUUUCAUCUUAGAGCAAAUUUUUUUGUUAUUGUGUUUUUAGAUUGUCCUAAAUCUUCUGUUUGCCUGAUGUAAAGCACUUUGAAUUGCCUCUGUGGUUUUGGGAGAUGUACAAAUAAAGUUACAGUACAUAACGUAAUAGAAAAUAAAGUAACUAUAACAAAUGCUGAUGAACACAUAGAGUUAGUUUUGUUUUAAUCAUCAUUGUUUGAGAUCUUCUGUAAUUUUUUUGAGUUAAAAGUUUUU
This is a messenger RNA of Thunnus maccoyii (southern bluefin tuna), 2325 nucleotides long. RefSeq names its product E3 ubiquitin-protein ligase TRIM39-like. Bases 1 to 1629 code for a protein of 542 amino acids. The transcript has 6 exons. The record is from RefSeq and is a predicted model, not a curated record. Lineage: Eukaryota; Metazoa; Chordata; Actinopteri; Scombriformes; Scombridae. Gene Ontology annotation, molecular function: zinc ion binding; protein binding.